Messenger RNA from Tyto alba (common barn owl), 625 nucleotides. It is a transcript of the gene MTLN, whose product is annotated as mitoregulin. The record is from RefSeq and is a predicted model, not a curated record. NCBI's taxonomy places the organism in Eukaryota, Metazoa, Chordata, Aves, Strigiformes, Tytonidae. Bases 35 to 211 code for a protein of 58 amino acids. Gene Ontology annotation, biological process: positive regulation of mitochondrial membrane potential. Gene Ontology annotation, cellular component: mitochondrial inner membrane. The transcript is spliced from 2 exons.
CCGGGGCGGGGCGGGAGGCGGCGGUGAGGCGGGGAUGGUGCUGGAGGCGCUGCGGCCGCGGGCGGUGCGCUGGGCGCUGCUGGUCGCUUUCGCGGCCGGGGUGCUGGCGGGCUGGCAGGCCGGCCGUGCCCGCCGCCGCUUCCUCCGCUGGCGCCAGCGCCGCCUCCAGCGCCGCCUCGCCGCCGCCCAGGAGCAGCUGGAGGCGGCCUGACCCACCCCCCCCCCCCGGGAGAAGCUUCGGUGCAAAGAAACAUAAAGAAGCUGCCAAUUAGCAACAAAACCAGACCAGGCCAGCCUUGGAGGACAAGACAUACGUGACCACAGGACUGAGUUUGCGCAGAAGUAUAAGGGUCAACUGGCGGACACAGUGAAGAAGACUACGAGCCUUCAUCUAAAGACCCCUGACGACCACCUGAAGACUCCAACUGACAUGCGCAAGAGACAUUAACAUAUGCUAAAUGAGUUCCCAGAAAAGUUACGAAUAUGAUCAAAAUGCAAUGAAUAUGUAUGAUUAAGGUAGUAUAAAUGCUUGUUGGUUUCAUUUUCACACACACACGUUAGGAGGAGCUCUCCCUUGUGCGUCCGGAGCUGUAAUAAAGAAUGCCUGCUUUCCAAAACUCCAAAA